This is a messenger RNA of Triticum aestivum (bread wheat), 3480 nucleotides long. RefSeq names its product pentatricopeptide repeat-containing protein At4g02750. Lineage: Eukaryota; Viridiplantae; Streptophyta; Magnoliopsida; Poales; Poaceae. The record is from RefSeq and is a predicted model, not a curated record. Gene Ontology annotation, biological process: RNA modification. The coding region runs from base 43 to 2295 and encodes 750 amino acids. Gene Ontology annotation, molecular function: zinc ion binding; RNA binding; protein binding. The transcript has 2 exons.
GCUAAACGAAACGCACAACACUUCAAAAUAAAAUAAGAGCAGAUGCUCCCUUCGCGCCAUCUUCGCGCCGCCGUGCGGCAGAGAAGCCACCGCCCCCCAGCCGCCGGAGAAGCCUGCUCCGGAAAGCUCGACGCGGAUGUGAUCCGGCGCAACAAGGCCAUCACGGUCCACAUGCGCGCCGGCCGCGUCGGCGAGGCCGAGCGCCUAUUUGACGCCAUGCCCAGCCGCUCCACCUCCACCUACAACGCCAUGCUCGCCGGGUAUGCCUCCAAUGGACGCCUCCCUGUCGCGCUCUCUCUCUUCCGCUCCAUCCCACGCCCGGACACAUUCUCCUACAACACUCUCCUCCAUGCGCUGGCAGUCUCAUCGUCCCUCACUGACGCCCGUAGCCUGUUCGACGAAAUGCCGGUGAAGGACUCUGUGACAUACAACGUCAUGAUCUCGUCUCAUGCCAACCAUGGACUUGUCUCUCUUGCGCGGAAGUACUUCGAUCUUGCUCCGGAGAAGGAUGCUGUCUCAUGGAACGGCAUGCUUGCAGCUUAUGUCCGGAAUGGACGGGUCCAAGAAGCAAGGGAGUUGUUUAAUUCAAGGACAGAGUGGGAUGCCAUUUCUUGGAACGCCUUGAUGGCUGGGUAUGCGCAGUUGGGUCGGAUGGCAGAAGCACAGGAGCUUUUCGAUAGGAUGCCACAAAGAGAUGUUGUUUCCUGGAACACCAUGGUCUCAGGUUAUGCCAGGGGAGGGGAUAUGGUGGAGGCAAGAAGGAUGUUCGACAUGGCACCUGUGCGUGAUGUGUUCACAUGGACAGCAGUAGUUUCUGGGUAUGCGCAAAAUGGAAUGCUGGAGGAUGCCCGGAUGGUGUUUGAUGCCAUGCCUGAGAGGAACCCAGUGUCAUGGAAUGCAAUGGUGGCAGCUUAUGUCCAGCGGAGGAUGAUGGAGAAAGCAAAGGAGCUGUUUGACAUCAUGCCUUGCAGGAAUGUGGCGUCAUGGAACACAAUGUUGACAGGGUAUGCUCAGGCAGGGAUGUUGGAUGAGGCAAGGGCAGUUUUUGACAUGAUGCCACAGAAAGAUGCAGUCUCUUGGGCUGCAAUGUUGGCUGCAUACGCACAAGGUGGUUUCAGUGAGGAAACCCUACAGCUGUUCAUCAAAAUGGGGCAGUGCGGUGAGUGGGUGAAUAGGUCAGCAUUCGCUUGUUUGUUGAGCACAUGUGCUGACAUUGCUGCACUCGAGUGUGGAAUGCAGCUGCAUGGGAGGUUGAUUAAAGCUGGAUACGGGUUGGGUAGGUUUGUUGGGAAUGCGCUCUUAGCUAUGUACUUCAAAUGUGGAAACAUGGAGGAUGCUCGAAAUGCAUUUGAGCAGAUGGAGGACAGGGAUGCAGUUUCUUGGAAUACUGUGAUCGCCGGUUAUGCACGUCACGGUUUUGGCAAGGAAGCACUUGAGGUGUUCGAUAUGAUGAGAGCGACAUCAACCAAGCCAGAUGAUAUUACUCUAGUUGGAGUACUUGCAGCUUGUAGUCAUUCUGGCUUGGUCGAGAAAGGCAUUUCAUACUUUUAUUCGAUGCACCAUGAUUUCGGUGUGACAGCGAAGCCUGAACAUUAUACUUGUAUGAUAGACUUGCUUGGACGAGCUGGUCGAUUAGAUGAAGCACAGGGCCUUAUGAAGGACAUGCCAUUUGAGCCAGACGCUACCAUGUGGGGUGCAUUGCUUGGUGCGAGUAGGAUCCACCGCAAUUCCGAACUAGGCAAGAGUGCAGCUGAGAAAAUAUUUGAGUUGGAGCCUGAAAAUGCUGGCAUGUAUGUCUUGCUUUCAAAUAUAUAUGCAUCUUCUGGCAAAUGGCGUGAUGUGGGGAAGAUGAGAGUUAUGAUGGAGGAUCGCGGUGUGAAAAAAGUGCCUGGAUUCAGUUGGAUGGAAGUACAAAACAAAGUACACACUUUCUCGGUUGGUGACUGUGUGCACCCCGAAAAGGAAAAGAUAUAUGCUUUCCUGGAAGACCUUGACAUGAGGAUUAAGAAAGCUGGCUAUGUGUCAGCUACAGAAAUGGUUUUGCAUGAUGUGGAGGACGAAGAGAAGGAACACAUGCUAAAGUAUCAUAGCGAGAAGCUUGCUGUUGCUUAUGGUAUUCUAAAUAUUCCUGUUGGGAGGCCUAUCCGAGUGAUCAAAAACCUCAGAGUAUGCGGAGAUUGUCACAAUGCUUUCAAGUAUAUCUCUGCAAUUGAGGGCAGGCUGAUCAUCCUGCGGGAUUCUAACCGCUUUCACCACUUCAGAGAUGGUUCUUGUUCUUGUGGUGAUUACUGGUGACUGCAGAGUAGAAUCUGGUGUGAAGUAUUCCUGACGGAAUUUACAGUUGACAGCAAACAAUGACCAUGCAAUGCAAGAUGCAAACACAAAUUAAUAGGGAUUGUGAUGACUGGGUGUCUGGGUCUGGCCAUCCAUCCACUAGGCCUACUACUGAAGUACUGCUCUAAGGAAUAUGUUUGUUGGUCUACAUGUGGCCUUGCAUUUCAAUCACGUGUGCUGAGAUGGGAAGGAGAAUCCACAAAGAAAAUAUUUCCUAUCUCAUGUGAUGGAAGCCUUGAUCAACAGUAAUAUGUGGACAAGGUUUUAGCUAUGCAUGUGUCGGUUGGAAGGACUUUGGACAUCAAGGUAUGAUCCAUGAUAACUUGCUAACAGCGUAACAUGCCAGUUUAGGUGACCAGUACUGAAAAAACAUGUACCGUAAUAGUUUCCGUAUUUGACCAGUACUGAAAAAAAACAUGUACCGUAAUAGUUUCCAUAUGUAGUCGAUCAAGAACUACGUUCUCACUACUUUGUUUCGAGCCCUCUACAGGAUGAACCCGCAAUGGAUUAUUAUUCUGUAUCCAGUACUGAAAGCAGCCAUGGAGACAUUUUGCUAUGUCAGUUCAGUCAGAAUAACCAUGGCAGAAGAAGGGUAUGUUCCAUAGUCUUACAUUACAUGGAUAGUUGACGCAUUGCUGACUGAGCUGCAAGAAAUAUGAUCUGAAAUGUAUCAUGACAACUAAUCGAGUUGCUAUCAGCAAUGCAAGCAGCAAGGAGCAGGCCGGCUCAGUUGUGUUCUCAAGGCGGUGGUUGCCUUCAGUUCAUGCCUGGAUGGAUCUGUGGAAUCUGCAUUUAUAUUUCUGCUAAUCCAAGUUUUCUUGCUUGCAAUAUAUUCUGCCAAAUCAGAAGGUUCGUGUGGGAAAACAAGGCUGGAAAGAGUUUCGAUGCCCAAUUUUUUAUAGACGGGUUGCAAGAUGUUUACCUACAGUAAACAGAAACAUGCACGCACGCACGCAUGACGCUGGUGACCUAGCUAGCAUCAUCCAUUCAUCCUUACCAAGCAUACACUAGGAAAAAUGGACUUGCAAAAAUCUAGUACGGAAAUGGACUUAUGUUUUCUUCGUCCACACAAAGGAUGGAAAUCUAGUACUCAACCAUGGAUGAAUUUUUUUUGGUCUCUGGUACAGUUACCAAAUUUUUGGCAUA